GCGCGCUCACACACUGUCAGAUUAGCGGCGAUAAAUCACGGAUGUAAACCGUCUGAUCACUGAAGUUUAUCAGACACCGGACAGGUCCGACCCACGGACAACCAACAUGAGCGAGAGGUUUCUGGUCGUGCCGGUGGCGCACGCCGGCGAGAGCGCGUUUGGAGACGCACCGGAUGGAGACUCUGUGUUUGACGCCGGUGCCGGUGAGGAGCGGCGGGGAUCGGUGCCCAUCCUCCGGUACAACAGAGAACCCAACAAAUACGGUGAUGGAAACCCGAGGGAAAGCAGCCCCUUCAUCAAUAACACAGAUGAUGAUAAGGGAACUCUGUAUGAUGGGAAAAACAUGGCACUUUUUGAGGUAUCUUCAAACUUCCCUCUCUUUCUCUCUUGUGAUGGAAACCCGAGGGAAAGCAGCCCCUUCAUCAAUAACACAGAUGAUGAUAAGGGAACUCUGUAUGAUGGGAAAAACAUGGCACUUUUUGAGGAGGAGAUGGACAGCAAUCCCAUGGUGUCAUCGCUGCUCAGCAAACUGGCCAACUACACGAACCUCACACAGGGCGUCAGGGAACACGAGGAGGCCGACGAGGAUGAAGGUGCCAAGAAGCAGACAGUCAAGAGUCCACAGAUGGGGACGUUCAUCGGGGUCUACCUGCCCUGCCUGCAGAACAUCCUGGGAGUGAUUCUCUUCCUGCGAAUGACGUGGAUCGUGGGAACGGCGGGAAUCCUGGAGUCCUUUAUCAUUGUGUCCAUGUGCUGCUCGUGUACAAUGUUGACAGCCAUAUCAAUGAGUGCCAUUGCUACAAACGGUGUUGUUCCAGCUGGAGGCUCGUACUACAUGAUCUCUCGCUCUCUGGGCCCGGAGUUCGGAGGCGCUGUGGGUCUGUGUUUCUAUCUGGGCACCACAUUCGCCGGUGCCAUGUACAUCCUCGGGACUAUCGAGAUCCUCUUGGUGAGUGUUGUGUGUGCAGUUAAAG
Molecule: messenger RNA, 974 nt
Organism: Sinocyclocheilus rhinocerous
Lineage: Eukaryota; Metazoa; Chordata; Actinopteri; Cypriniformes; Cyprinidae
Product: solute carrier family 12 member 5-like
Exons: 7
Biological process (GO): chemical synaptic transmission; chloride transmembrane transport; cell volume homeostasis
Cellular component (GO): plasma membrane
Molecular function (GO): potassium:chloride symporter activity
Source: RefSeq, a predicted model, not a curated record